Molecule: messenger RNA, 1216 nt
Organism: Diatraea saccharalis (sugarcane borer)
Lineage: Eukaryota; Metazoa; Arthropoda; Insecta; Lepidoptera; Crambidae
Source: the annotation of a GenBank genome assembly
CAUCUCACUAAAAUUUGGUGACGUAAAACUAAAAAUAAAAAAUAUUAAAAAAAAAAAUUAAAAAUAAAUGUCAACUGAAUUUGACAUGCAACUCGAGCUAAUGUCAAAAUGUUCGUGCUUUCAUGAGACCACAGCAUGAGACGAUUGAUACUGUUUUGUUUUGGUUUUGCUUAGAUAAAAAAUGAAUCAUUAUAAUGGGAACGUCUGCAGGAUAUGUCUGCAAAGUAAGGGCACAUUAUUCUCCCUAUUUAAAAAAAUAAAAGAUUGUUCACCUUACGAAAAAAUAAUAAAUACAACAAAAAUAAAGUUAAAUAUCGAAUCUGGACCGUCUUCAAUUUGUUCACAAUGUUUAAAAGAAUUAGAAAUGACAGCAGUUUUUCUUCAAAAAUUUGAAAGGUCCAAUGAAAUACUUGCUGCUAAAUGUUCAGAUAUUGACUCAUUAAAUGAAGUUUUAAAGAGUGCCAGUGAUCAUGAUGAAGACGAAGCAAUGUUGGACGAAAACAUUAAAGAUUCAGCGUUGGAAAUUGAUGCCGCAAAGUGUCCGGAAUGCGGUUCAUUGCGGAGGUGCAAGCACUGGGCACCUUUAACAACACACACUUGUAAUAUCUGCCAGAAGAUUUUCACAAGGAAAUUUAACUUUAAAUUGCAUCUCAAAAGGCAUUUGGGUGAAAAAGAGUGGCCGUGUCCUAAGUGUGGAGUGAGGCAACUGACACAGUGGUUGGCACGCAGACAUUGUGAACCAAGGCCUAGACGCCCAUGCCCCGUGUCAGACUGUGAUAAGUCAUUCACCACUAACACCAAUUUAAAUAAUCAUAUAAGGACUCACUAUGGUGAGAGACCGUACACAUGUACUGAGUGUGGCAAAACAUUCACUACCAAGAACACUUUGAACGAUCAUUCAAGGAUUCAUACAGGAGUGAAGCCGUACAUGUGUCCGAUCUGCGGUCGUCAGUUCGCGACCAACAAGUUGUCCGGUCAUAUGCGCGCUCACUGCGGCGCGCGGCCGCACUCGUGCCCCGUGCCGGCGUGCGCGCGCUCGUUCUCGUCGCGCCGCGCGGCCGCCGCGCACGCGCGCACGCACGCGGGGGCGGGCGCGGGGGGUGUAGGGGCGGGGGCGGGGGAGGGCGCGCGCGCUCACGCCUGCGCGUGGUGCCCCGCGGCGUACGCGCACGCGCAGUCGCUUCGCAAGCACCGGCGACAGCGACAUGCAGGUUAG